AAUCCUCGAGAGAGGAGAAAAUAAAUAUCCAUAAUAAUGCCAUCAUCAUUAUUAAGCAUUAUUCCUAGUCCUAGCCAUGGUUACGCCUCUGAUCUGUUUGAUAGGUAUGAGGUUCAGACCAUAUCGCGCCUCCUUGACCACUACAUACAAGCUACCAACCGCAACUCCGCCGGGGAGACCAGUGAUGAUCAUGGAAGGAGGAAGAAUAACAAGAAGAAGCCGCCGCCAACGCCGCCUGCAGCUAAGGGAUUUUGGCUGCGGAGGUAUGCGGUGGUGUGUGGCUCCGGCACCGCCGACGUGGUUGAAACUGCUGCUGCACGUAUUGGCGCCUCCUCAUCAUUGCGGUGGCAGCCGCGUCGGUAGAAAUCAACUGCCGGUGGCUGCCCAGGCGGUAGAAAUCAACUGAGAUUACGAGUAAAAUUACUUAAUGUGCUCUAUAUCAUAAAAUUAAGAAUAUUAAUUCCUCCGUCCCUAAAAGAUCUUCUCCUUUUAUUUUUUGUUGUCCCAAAAGAUGUUCUAUUAUCUAUUAAAAAACCACUUUUACCCUUUAUAUUUUUAUACCCUAUAUAUCACAUCAUACAUUUUUCCUAAUAAUCUAUCCAUCAGAUCUUACUUUUACCCAUCACAUAAUGGAUAUUUUCAAAAAGUAUACCAAAAUAUCUUGCCCAUAAAUUUCUCAAAAAAUCAAUAAGGGAAACCCUUUCAGGAACGGAUGAGGUAUAUACUACCUCUCUCUUUUUAUCCACUUUCUUUUAAGAUCAUCCUAUUGAUUUUAUCCACUUUCUUAUUUUUGUACUCCAUCCAUUUCAUAAAACAGUUUCCCUUUCAUUUUUUUCGUUUUCCCCAAAACACUUCCAUUUUUGUAAAAAAUGACUAAUAUAUCUAAUUAAGUCGUUGCUAUAUAUUUUAUUCAAAAUGAUAGUAUAACAUUUUUUUAUCACAUUAUAUUUUAUAUACUCCUUUUGUUCACCAAAAUGGCUCUUAUUUUGAUUAAUGGGAUAAAUAAGGAGGUUAUAUUUGUAGGUGACUUUCUAAUUUUGUUUUUGGUGUGAUGGAUGAAUUAUUAGUGAAAAAGUAUGAUGUGAUAGGUAAGGUAAGAAUUAGUAGUCGUAAAAGUAAUUUUAAUAAAAAUGGAAGUGUUUUGUCAAAAGAAAAAAACGAAAGAGAAAGUGUUUUCGCAAACGGAAAGAGUAUUAAAAUACAUGAUUUUGAAAGCACCUUACUUGAACGGUUUGGUAAGAUUGAGUUCGAGUGCAGUAGAGUUUGGUGCAUUUUUAAUGAGUUAUUUUGGGUACAGUCAUUUGCGAAUUUGGUCAUUCAAAUCUAAUGUUUAUAGACCGGGUUUUGGAUUAUUAAAAAAUAGGCUGGGUCAAUUUUUGUAAUGCAUGUGUAAUGUGCAUGGUAUGAAUCAAGUGCUCAUUUGAACGGUGUUUUUUCAUUUUUGUUCAUAAAUUUUAUCUCAUCCCCUUAAAAUACCUUAACUUGAUCAAAACAUUAAUCAAUAAGAUUUAGUAGGUUUCUAGGUUACUUGCACGUCAUCUCUCUCUCUCUUUCUUCAUCUUUCUUCUCUUCCCUAAUUAUUUCUUUUUUAGGGCUAAUAAUAUAUUUCCUCUGUCCCUGAAAGAGUUUCCCUUAUUGACAUUGUAAGAAAUUAAGGGAGGAGUAUUUUUGUAUUGACUUUUCAAAAAUACCCUUGAUGUGAUGGGUAAAGUAAGAUGUGAUGGAUAGAUUAUUAGUAAAAAGAUAUGAUAUGAUAGGUAGGGUAUGAAAAAGUAAGUAGUAAAAGUAAUUUUUUAAUAGAUAAAAGAACAUUUUUUGGGGAUAACAAAAAAAUAAAAGGGGGAAAUCUUUUGAGACGGAGGAAGUACUUUAGAAAGUUCGAAAGGAAAACAUGUACUCCUCUUUUAAAGAGUUCGAGGAUAAAUGACACAAGAAACUUAUUUAUACUCC
Messenger RNA from Cuscuta campestris, 1950 nucleotides. The record is from the annotation of a GenBank genome assembly. NCBI's taxonomy places the organism in Eukaryota, Viridiplantae, Streptophyta, Magnoliopsida, Solanales, Convolvulaceae.